AUGCUUAGCUUAGUCGGAUUUAUUUUUCUUAGUGGGCUCGUCCUAAUAGGAGCCUCGCAGCCAAAGGAAGGAGAUGUCCUGCCGGGAUUCCAAAGUCUCAGAAAUCUCAAGCCUUUGGGAACUGAGUUUGCAGAGUACUUUAAAAAUGUAACCCUUAAUGACUUGGGACUUCUGGAUCCCAGAUUGCCAACUCAGCAGGAUCUCUUGUGCCUCAAGCAUUUGACUGAGUUUUCCUUAGGCCUUAGUUCCGGCCAAUAUUGGUCCUUGAAAAUGAUCGAUGCGUGGGGAUUCAUUCCCUCUGGAAUCCUAACUGGCAACCAAUACAGCUUGGGAAACUUCGACGAGUGUCUCAACAUCGAAAAGGACACCAUCCGUGGAAAGUACUGCUUUCUGGAGACUACCCCCAGUAAAAUGAUAGGACUAGACAGUGCAGCAGCAGCAUUUUGGAAGCUCAGAACGGCAACCUGCUUUCCCGCCUCCUGUUCGGCCACUCACAUGAACAAGUUCGUGAGUCAGAUGAGUCAGCGCCUACUCAACGUGAGUGUCCCCAGCACAGUGAUGAGUAUCAGCGAUAGCAGCUGCCAGACAAGUGAAAGCGAGCCCUGGGAUGGACUAACUAUAUUUACCAUAGUGUUCUUAUCGCUGAUGGGCUCUAUCGUGGCGGUCUGCACGCUCUACGAUUAUUUCGUGUGCAAGAAUCAAAGUCAACUUCCUACGUUUGUCAAGGUCUUUUCAGCCAGGGUCAACUCGCGAGCUCUUUUCCGCCUCGUGGAGACCAAUUCCAACCCGAAUGUCAUCGACUGCCUUCAUGGGAUUCGCUGCAUGUCUCUCUUUUGGGUGGUUUACUGCCACGGGUAUGGAUAUUCACUGGCAUCGGCAUAUCUGAACUUUUUCUACGUCCCUCGGUGGCUAGAGUAUCCAUACACGAUGUUUUAUGUGCACGGCUUUUUCUCGGUGGAUUCGUUUUUCGUUAUCGGUGGCUUACUAGUGGCUUUGAUUACUCUACGAUCAAUGGAUAGAACCAAGGGUAAACUUAAUGUGCCCCUGAUGUAUCUUCAUCGCCUGAUCCGUUUAGUUCCCAUUGUGGCCAUGGCGAUUCUGAUCUAUAUGAAUCUCAUGGGUCUCGUGGCAGAUGGUCCACUUUUCAAGGGUGGAUUCAGUGGCAAAACAGUGUGUGAGAAUGGAUGGUAUCGCACGUUGCUGUUCGUAAAUAACUACUUUGAUGAAAGGUGCCUUGGUCAUACCUGGUAUCUUUCGGUGGACAUGCAGAUGUUCAUCAUCUCUCCAAUUCUUCUGAUCUGCCUCUAUAUAUGGGGCAAGAAGGCAGCUGCUGGCAUAAUCGUUGUCAUAGCCCUAUUAGCUGGUUUACUCUUUGGGUCCAUGAUGGUCAACCACUACUCCAUGGUGAUAAAGAGCACAGAUGCAGAGGCCCAAAAACUAUACACCUCUACACAUUACCACUGUACUCCUUGGCUCAUUGGAUUUAUGUUCGGCUACUUUCUGUACAUCAAUCAGGGCAGGAAGUUUCGACUGAACUGGGUGGCCGUGUGGUCUGGAUGGACCCUCUGCCUGGCCAUGAUGUUCACCUCUAUAUUCGCUCUGUAUCCCGCCGCCGAUUGGUCCACCCCUGCGCUGUCCACCCUGGAAGAGGCCUCCUACUACACCUUCACCCGGCUGGGGUGGCCACUGGCCAUCUGCUGGGUGAUCUUCGCCUGCAUGCAGGGCUACGGGGGUCUGGCCAACAGCUUCCUGUCCUCUCCCCUCUGGCAGCCUCUGUCGCGACUCUCGUACUCCGUCUACAUUUGGCACGUCUUCGUCCAGGAGGUAAACAAAAGGAGUGUCAGGACGAACUCGUACUACUCGGACUACCAAAUGAUGCUUGGUUUCUGGUCAGAUAUGGGGAUCACCGUGCUGCUUUCCUACGCACUCUACCUGAUCAUCGAAGCACCCUUUGCUGGCCUUGAUCUCUUCAUCCGACCUCAGAAGAAACCAUCUAGCGACAGAAAAGUUAAGGCUGAAUCGCAACCUCCCCAUCAAAUUCAAAUAAUCGAGGCAGGACUUUGUAAGCUAGAAGAGCCAAAAGAGUGCGAUACAAUCGAAUCAGUGCCAUCUGAUUCGGCUGAAAAAUAA
This is a messenger RNA of Drosophila takahashii, 2130 nucleotides long. RefSeq names its product nose resistant to fluoxetine protein 6-like. Lineage: Eukaryota; Metazoa; Arthropoda; Insecta; Diptera; Drosophilidae. Gene Ontology annotation, molecular function: acyltransferase activity, transferring groups other than amino-acyl groups. The record is from RefSeq and is a predicted model, not a curated record.